Fomitopsis serialis is the source of this 1827-nucleotide messenger RNA. RefSeq lists its product as uncharacterized. The transcript has 3 exons. Lineage: Eukaryota; Fungi; Basidiomycota; Agaricomycetes; Polyporales; Fomitopsidaceae. The coding region runs from base 51 to 1667 and encodes 538 amino acids. The record is from RefSeq and is a predicted model, not a curated record.
GACGACAACCCUCGCGCGAGACCUUCCGUAUCCCCCUUCGCUCUGUAAUCAUGGCCACCCAACUCGGCACGGAGUUGCUUGCACAAAUCUGUGGUAAACUCCUCGACGAUGUCGAUGGACAGCAAGCUGUGCCCGCUCUCGCGCGGACGUGCCGGGCAUUCUUCGAGCCAGCCGUCGACACCAUCUGGCGUGGGGUCACUUCGCUCGCGUUGCUGGCAUUUCUCUUGCCUUCAGACGCAUGGAAGAUAGGAGAUAAACCCAAACGCAACCGAAUCAUAUCAUUUCAACGCGUACUCCUGCCCUCCGAUUUUGCCCGCUUUCAAGUCUACGGUCACCGAGUGAGGGCUUUUGGCGCAUAUAAUGGCAGCAUCUAUCGUUUGGGACGCAAGUACAAGCUGUCUAGAGGUGCCCUGGCAGCGCUGUACGAGGCCCGACCUACUCCCCCCCUCUUUCCGAACCUAGAUUGGGCAGAUCUGAAUCAAGACCUUGCCCCGUAUGUGUCUAUGUUGUACUGCCCGCACAUACGCGCCGUGACCAUCCGCAUGUUCAUCGCGCGGGGCGAAGAUCCCAAGACCCAGGCCUUGCUGCGGAUACCUACCGACUGUCCCCAAUUGACCAGCCUAACUAUAUACUGCAAUCCGUUGGACAAACAGGUCUCAGACAUGAUGAAGAAGGCAGUGUCCGCUCUGCCCAAUCUCACACUCUUCGCGCUGCAUGAAGCCCCGAUAUCGAUUGCCACUCUGGAGGUCCUGGCCAAUUUUGCCAACCUAGCCCACCUGCGCAUAGCCCUACACAAGGACAGUGACCCGUCGGGAGUGUCCACCAAUUCAGAUUCGAAGGUCUUGGGGUUUAAUUCCUUACGAGAGCUUUCUCUAAACGUCAACACUCUCGAGCAUGCGACGCAUUUCCUCUCAUGCGUGACCUCACCUCGCCUUGUCAUGCUGGUGAUAUCCUACGACACCCUAGCAACAGCACAUGAGACAGAGGCGCUAUUCAAGGAAAUCGAAUCCCAUCUGAAGCUAUGCUCCCUACAAGUCUCUAUCCGCCCCGGUACACCUAAUAAUUUGCCUCUCGACUUGCCAUCGCGGACGCUCACGGACAUCACGCUCCUCCCACUACUCGUACUCCGCAGCUUGCGCGUUCUGACUUUGCACGGCUUCCCCAUCGACAUCAACGAUGUUAUGCUCGAGGCAAUGGCCGUCGCGUGGCCUGAGCUCUCCCGCUUUUCGCUCGGUGUCGACAUGCGAUGGGGCGCGGAGCUUCCCCCGCGCGCGACCAUUCUCGCCUUGAUCCCGUUCAUCCGCCAUUGCCCAAAGAUCUGGUCUAUAGGAUAUCGGAUGAAGACGGACGUCCUCUCGAGAGACGGGGAUCCUCUCCUCGGAUUCAGCCGCAUCGGCAAAGGCGUUGUAACGAACAAGGAAAUGGAGUUCAACAUUGGGGACUCACCGAUCCACGACCCGAUCGAAGUGGCCUCUUUCCUCUCCGAUAUCUGCCCUGGUCUGUGGUACAUUGGCAGCUUGUGGAGGGACGGAAACGAUGUUGACGAGGAUGAGGAGGGAGGCGAAGAGGAUGAUGAUGAUGGAGAAAUGUAUGGUAGGUGGGACAUGGUGACGCAGUAUCUGCCGCACUUCGCGAAGGUGAGGAUGCAGGAGCGGAAUUGCCCGUGACACGUCAACUGGGCCGCCCCGUCGCUGGAAGCUUGGUUGCGAACUAGGCUGCUAUUGUGAAUUGCUUGUCAAACAUUGUAUCUCCAUGUACUAUAGCAUUGGCAAUCGUGAAACAGACUUGAUGGUAGAGUAUAUGAGAACCAUGCCGACUGACGCACGC